Monodelphis domestica (gray short-tailed opossum) is the source of this 2643-nucleotide messenger RNA. RefSeq names its product diablo IAP-binding mitochondrial protein (gene DIABLO). The record is from RefSeq and is a predicted model, not a curated record. Gene Ontology annotation, cellular component: mitochondrion. Gene Ontology annotation, biological process: neuron apoptotic process; intrinsic apoptotic signaling pathway in response to oxidative stress. NCBI's taxonomy places the organism in Eukaryota, Metazoa, Chordata, Mammalia, Didelphimorphia, Didelphidae.
GGGACCGCGCACCGAAACUUCGCUACCUCGUCGCGGCCGCGGACGGGCGGGGAGAGCUGGUUGAGAGCGGGAGACCUUCUACCCGCCCCGUGCGAGGUCUCCUUCAGCCACCAACUGGCCCUACUUCUAGUCCUCAUCCUCCUCUAAGAGUCUUCUCCCCUUCCCAUCUCCCACCCGCACUUUGAGCUCCCAGAAACUAAUGGGGCGGAGCCCAGGCGGGCGAGCACCUCCUCCGCCACUCCCAGGGGCGAGCACCACCUCCGCCACUCCCAGGGGCGGGGCUCAGACCUCGCGAGCUCCUCCCUUCCCUACCUGGGGGCGGGACCUAGGUCUCUAGACCACCCCUUCCCCCUGUUCUUGGAGGCGGGACCCAGGCACCAAGAGCUCUUCCCCAUCUUUUCCCCUGGGGGCGGGGCCCAGGUAUCCCAAGCUCCUCCUCCACCUCCCACUGUUUGGGGGGCCGAAUGCAACCCUCGAGAGCGCCUCCCUGUAUAGCUUGGGAACAAAGUUCAGGUCUCCUGAUCUUGGGGGCGGCACGACUUGAGAGCUUUUCCCACCAUUUCCCCUGGGGGCGGGGCCUAAGUUUUGAGAGCUCCUCCUUCCUUCCCCUGCUCUUGGAUGCGGGACCCAGAUCACGCAGACUCCUCCUCCCCUUGCUCCUGGGGGCGGGGCCUAAGCCUUGAGAGCCCCUCUCAUAUUACCCUGUGCUGGGCCCUGGACUUUAGACCUCCUCUACCCACUCCUGGGGCUGCGAGGGCUCCGGCUCCUCCUCCUCCCUCUGAGGGUGGGGUCCGCAAUCCCUGAGAGCGCUUCCUCCCAUUAACAACCUCCUGAAAACGGGACCCAUAAAUCGCGCGUUCUUUUCUUCUCCCUCUUCUGGAGACUGGAACCACAGCCUGGCUGUGUGAGCAAUCUUCCCUAGCCUCCUGGGGGCGGGGCCUAGGAAGGAGAGUUCCCUCCUCCCUCUCCCUUCGCCCUUGGGGGUGUAGUUCUGGCUGACUCCUCUCUCCUGAGAGCUGGGGGCCCAGUCUUUUACGCUCCUCCUCCCACACCCUUGGGGGCGGGACCUGCAGCGGUGCCUGCGACUCCUCCUCCCCUCUUCAGAGGGCGUGGCUGCACAGCCCCUCCCCCACACGUCACCGUAAAGGCGGGGGCGGGGCCACGUCCUCUAGUCCUGUCGGGGGCGGGGACCUGGUGACACGUCACUUCCGACCCUCGCUGCUAGGCGUCCGCUGUGGAAUGGCGGCUUUGAGGAGCUGGGUUCUUCGCAGCGUCAGCUCCUUUUUCAGGCAGCAUGUUCCAGUUGCAGCAAAGUUGAGGAGAUGCCGUUUCUCCGAUUUGGUGGGACCCUGGCACAAAACAGUGGCAGCAGGUUUUGGAGUAACCCUAUGUGCCAUUCCUAUAGCACAGAAGACAGAGACCCACUCUCUUAGUAAUGAAGCACUCAUGAAGAGGGCGGUUUCCUUGGUGACUGACAGUACCUCCACUUUUCUCUCACAAACCACAUAUGCGCUGAUUGAAGCCAUUACAGAGUACACGAGGGCGGUUUACACAUUAGUGUCUCUAUAUCGACAAUACUCAAGUUUACUUGGGAAAAUGAAUUCUCAAGAGGAAGAUGCAGUGUGGCAGGUGAUCAUAGGAGCCAGGGUUGAGAUGUCUUCAAAACAAGAAGAGUACUUAAAGCUAGAAGCAACUUGGAUGACUGCUGUGAGUCUGUCUGAGAUGGCAGCAGAAGCAGCUUACCAGUCAGGUGCUGAUCAGGCCUCAGUCACAGCUCGAAAUCACAUUCACCUGGUGAAGACUCAAAUUCAGGAAGUGCGCCAGCUCUCUCAGACGGCUGAGACCAAGUUGGCCGAGGCCCAAACUGAAGAGCUACUCCUUAAAAGGCCAGAGGAACCAGAAGGGGUCUCACCCCAGCGCCCAAGCACCGGGGGCUCUCCGCUGACAAACCAUGAACAGGAGGCCUACUUACGGGAGGAUUGAGGAGGCCUCUCCCUGUAGGCACUAACAUUGUGAAUAUGGGUAGUUUGAUUGCCUUUGAAAGCAAAGAAGGGAGUGUGGAAGCUGGGGUAGGGAAUAGCUCAGAGUUGUAAAACCUUUCCUGAGAUAGGCAGCAGGGUCCACGUGUUGGGACACUCAGAGAUCCCCUCCAUCUGUUGUCCUACACCUCCCCUCCUACUUUGUAGGAGGGCAAAAUGGGCAUUGUUCAUGGCCGUCUAGCUCCAUAUAUUGUUUAAACAUUCACGUCAUUGAAGCUGCCCUCAGCAGCCCUCUUGGGCUCUUCUAGUUGCCUUUUCCGAAAGAGAGGCUCAGGCUCCCUUAGUACCUGCGAAUGGGACACAGCCCUCUCAUACCACUAGUUUAAGUAGAAAGUUGACCCCCAUUUUCAACACUGUUCAAGUUUUCCUAUGUAAAUUAAGCAUCCGUUUCCUCUUAAGGGAUGUGCAUUGUUUGGGGUAGUCCUGUUUGUAAGGUUUGUUUUUUAAAAGCUUGCCUCCUUUGACUUGGCUUCCCUUUAGUCUGUGUGUGGCCAGGACAAGUGCCUGGGCAGGCCCUACUGGAAGGCCGGGCUGCACAUGUGGGGAAGGCACUUCAUGAAAUGGAUUUGUGCUUGGUUAUGAAAUGGGAGUCACUUUGAUGAAA